Molecule: messenger RNA, 512 nt
Organism: Brassica oleracea var. oleracea
Lineage: Eukaryota; Viridiplantae; Streptophyta; Magnoliopsida; Brassicales; Brassicaceae
Exons: 3
Coding region: 51-380 (109 amino acids)
Source: RefSeq, a predicted model, not a curated record
GGGGAAGAGGAAAGUCCAACGAAGACGGCGUUUGGAACCUUUAAAAUAUAAUGCACACCAUCAAUCUUCAUUUCUUCAUUGUCUCUUGGCCUUUGGCUUCUGUAAGGGGGAGAUCUCUCUCCAGAUCUCUUGUUCGCUGUGCGGGUUUCUCUGCUAAGCUCACCACCAUGACUCGAGGAAGCCAGAGAGAGCGAGACCGUGAAAGGGCUCAAGCUCGUGCCGGAGGCAAGGGAAAGACCAAAGAUGAUGGUUUAACUCCAGAGCAACGCCGUGAAAGGGAUGCAAAAGCAUUGCAAGAGAAGGCUGCGAAGAAAGCUGCUCAAGCUGCGGGAGCAGCUACUUCCGGAGGAGGAGGCAAAGGAAACAAUAAUAAGAAAUGAUUUGUGUUUUUGUAACUUUCUUUCUUUUGAAAUCGGGUAUUGUUUGUGUGUUGAGCUGUGCUUUUUAAUGACUUGAUUGUUUGUGGUGUGAGGUGUUGACAUGAAGCAGAAUUAAGUAGCCAGACUUGAGAA